UUAAAAUUGAAUAUCUAUUAUGGCGAUAGGAUUUAAAAUAAUUAUUUUAUUUGCAGUAAUUAAAUUGUCUCAUCAGAAAUUAAAGAGUGAAAAAAUUUUAACUGGUAUUGAAUUGAUCGAAAAAUCAGGGUAUUUAGGAGAACAGCACAAUGUCACAACUGAAGAUGGAUAUAUUUUAAAUGUGUUUCGAAUAAUAAAAAGUCCUUCAGAGUUUUCAAAUAAAAGUGUUGAUAAACCAGUUAUUUUUAUGCUUUGUGCUUUACCAACUAAUUCAGACACCUGGUUAUUCCGGGGGCCAGGAAGAAGUUUAGCUAUGCAACUUGUUGAUGAAGGAUACGACGUUUGGCUAGGAAAUUUUCGUGGCACAACUUAUGGACGUAGUCAUAUUAAAUUGUCUCCAAAUGACAAAAAAUUUUGGGACUAUAGCUUUCAUGAACAUGGAUAUUAUGAUGUUCCUGCAAGUGUUGAUUUUAUUCUCAAUAUUACAAAUCAAAAUUCAUUGAUAUAUAUUGGUAUGUCCAUGGGGACAACAAGCAUAUUUAUCACAUUAUCAGAACGUCCAGAAUAUAAUUCAAAAAUUCAGUUAGUCAUUUGUUUUUGCCCAGUUACUGGUCUUGACAAUAAACCAUACACUGAAUUAUCACUGGUUCCUAUGUUUAUUUUUAUUCUGAGCACAAUUGAUUCAACUGGAAGUUUUGAAACUAUUCCUCAAUCACCAAUUUACAGUUUUCUUAUCGAAGAAAUAUGUAGAAAGCAUGAUAUAGUUGAUCUUUGUAUGAUGCCAUUGGAUGUUACUUGUGGCAAGAAUCGCGAGCAAACAGAUACUUUCACACUGAGUCUGGCUUUAAAAUAUUUUCCUGCUGGUACAUCCGGAAAAACUUUCUUGCAUUAUGGGCAGUUUGUUUUACAAAAAAAUGGCUUUCGAAAAUUUGAUUAUGGUAAUAUUAAAAAUAUACAGCAUUAUGGAAAAUCAAAACCACCAAAAUACAAUUUAAAAAACGUAAAAUCACCUAUGUUAUUUUUUUACGGUGAAAAUGAUCCUUUAUCAACAGCCAGAGAUACUGAAGAAAUUAUAAAAAAAAUAUCGAGCAAAGUUAUUGCUGAACCAGUUCCUCACAAAGCCUUUAAUCAUUUGGAUUUUGUUCUUGCAAAAGAUGUUAAAAAAUUACUCAAUGACAGAAUAACUUUGAUUAAUGCAUAA
Molecule: messenger RNA, 1201 nt
Organism: Aphidius gifuensis
Lineage: Eukaryota; Metazoa; Arthropoda; Insecta; Hymenoptera; Braconidae
Product: lipase 3-like
Exons: 8
Coding region: 20-1201 (393 amino acids)
Biological process (GO): lipid metabolic process
Molecular function (GO): hydrolase activity, acting on ester bonds
Source: RefSeq, a predicted model, not a curated record